Antrostomus carolinensis (chuck-will's-widow) is the source of this 2624-nucleotide messenger RNA. Its product is annotated as lysine-specific demethylase 3B. The record is from RefSeq and is a predicted model, not a curated record. The coding region runs from base 173 to 1354 and encodes 393 amino acids. The transcript is spliced from 9 exons. NCBI's taxonomy places the organism in Eukaryota, Metazoa, Chordata, Aves, Caprimulgiformes, Caprimulgidae. Gene Ontology annotation, molecular function: chromatin DNA binding; histone H3K9 demethylase activity; transcription coregulator activity. Gene Ontology annotation, cellular component: chromatin; histone deacetylase complex. Gene Ontology annotation, biological process: regulation of transcription by RNA polymerase II.
GUUGCAAGACUAAGCUUACCUCUGGAUUUACAUCUUCUAGGGGGCCAAAGGUAAAGCCAGCCUGCCUAACUUCUUAGACCAUAUCAUUGCUUCUGUGGUGGAAAAUAAGAAGACGUCUGAUGCUGCAAAACGAGCUAGUAAUUUAGCUGACACGCAGAAAGAGGUGAAGGAAAUGGUAAUGGGCUUAAAUGUGCUGGAUCCACAUACUUCUCACUCUUGGCUGUGUGAUGGUAGACUCCUUUGCCUUCAUGAUCCUAGCAACAAAAACAACUGGAAGAUCUUCAGGGAGUGCUGGAAACAAGGCCAGCCCGUGCUGGUAUCUGGUGUCCAUAAGAAGUUGAAGUCAGAGCUUUGGAAACCAGAAGCUUUCAGCCUGGAAUUUGGAGAUCAAGAUGUAGAUUUGGUGAACUGCAGGAACUGUGCCAUAAUUUCAGACGUGAAAGUGCGUGACUUCUGGGAUGGCUUUGAGAUAAUAUCUAAACGGCUCAGAUCAGAUGAUGGUCAGCCAAUGGUACUAAAGUUAAAGGAUUGGCCUCCAGGGGAGGACUUUAGAGAUAUGAUGCCUACAAGAUUUGAGGACUUGAUGGAAAAUCUUCCUCUUCCUGAAUAUACCAAGAGGGAUGGCAGACUCAAUUUGGCUUCUAGGCUACCAAGCUACUUUGUCCGCCCUGACUUGGGUCCCAAAAUGUACAAUGCCUAUGGCUUAAUUACUGCAGAAGACAGACGAGUUGGUACCACAAACCUGCACUUGGAUGUGUCUGAUGCUGUUAAUGUCAUGGUGUAUGUUGGGAUUCCCAUUGGGGAAGGGACCCAUGAUGAUGAGGUUCUGAAAACAAUUGAUGAGGGGGAUGCUGAUGAUGUAACAAAGCAGCGAAUCCAUGAAGGAAGAGAGAAACCUGGAGCAUUGUGGCACAUCUAUGCUGCCAAGGAUGCUGAAAAGAUAAGGGAACUUCUCCGGAAGGUUGGAGAAGAACAAGGCCAAGAAAAUCCCCCAGAUCACGACCCCAUUCAUGACCAAAGUUGGUACUUGGACCAGACCUUACGUAAGCGACUCUACGAUGAGUAUGGUGUACAAGGCUGGGCAAUAGUGCAGUUCCUUGGAGAUGCUGUGUUCAUUCCUGCAGGUGCUCCCCAUCAGGUCCAUAAUUUGUACAGCUGCAUUAAAGUGGCAGAAGAUUUUGUAUCUCCAGAACAUGUGAAGCACUGCUUCCGUCUGACCCAGGAGUUCAGGCACCUGUCUAAUACUCACACAAACCAUGAGGAUAAACUGCAGGUGAAGAACAUUAUCUACCAUGCAGUGAAAGAUGCUGUUGGCACACUGAAAGCUCAUGAAUCCAAAUUAGCUAGAUCGUAGGAAUUGCUAAUUCCAAAUGCCCUGUGAAGUAAACCUUUUGCUCACAGUAUAUACAGGGACUGCACAUGACUGCCUCUGCAGGAGCAGAGGCUUCUCACUAAGAGCUGGUGUGGUCAGUAUUACACACACUCUUCAGCCACUCUUUUCUACGCUGCCUCAACACUGAAGGUCUAACGGAAGGUCGCACUGUUACAUGCAGAAUUCCAGAUUCUAAUGAAAGGUGCCAUGUCCCUUUCCUGUGGCCUUUUGCAAAUUGGAAGAAUGUGGAAACCACUUGGUGUUCCUGCAUAUUAUGAUUAGAAAUGGUAUAAAGAGUGUGGAUGUUUUUUUUUUUCCUCAUGCCUAGUUAGUCUCCAUGAAGUUAGAAGGAAUGUGCUGGACGUGGGUUGUCCUACUGCAGACUUAGUUGAUAGCUGCUGAAGGAGUGUAACCAACAGCAGCCCAACUGCAGAAAUUUAAGCAAACUUCCCAUGUGAGAUACAGGCCAAGGAAAAGAAUAAAGCUUUUCUCUGCACUCCCCUUCUUGUAGCCGUUUCUCUAUACACCGUAGAGUUGCAGAAAUAAAGGGAGAACCCACUUUUUCCCCCAGGAGACUCCAGAAAUAGGAGAAUUGUGUAUUUAGUGAAAAACUAGGUUUGUAGUGAAACAGUUAAUAUUUCAUGAAAGUAGAUAUUUUUAGUAUUUUUGAAGUACCACAACUGUUCCUGGAUUUUCAAGGAAAGGCGCAUUACAUUUAGUCUUCCUUUCAAUAAAAUCAAGAAGUGAUUUUUAGAAAGCAGUCCAAAAUAGCACAAAAACAGCCAAAGGAGUGUGAACAGAAAUUGACACCCCACCUUCCUUGCCCAUAUUCCUUACCCAUCUUCCCCCCUCUCCCUAAGCCACCCUGCUUCCUCAGAAUGAGAACUAAAAAGGAGUAUGAACUCUCUUCUCAUGUGGAGAUGUUGUACAUCUCUCCCUGCACUGGUGACUGCAGGCAAUAGUUCACCCAAUACCAGUGCUAGCUGAAAACAUCUGUCCUUUCCAAAGUGAAGGAAAAGUUAACUUUCAGUGUCAACUUUGUCCAGAACUAUUUUAAGUAAAAUGUUCCUGCUUGAUAGAACUGUAUUCAGAAUUUACUAAUGUCAGCAUUGAUGCAAUGGAUUUCAUUGUCCGGGUACAUGGGGAAAUGUAUCUACCUUAUAUCCAGCUGUACUGUAGUGCCACCUGCGGGCCUGUUAAUAUGUUCACGGUUAUUUCAUUUUUUAAAAAAUAAAAGUCAUUUACUGUAACA